Molecule: messenger RNA, 1620 nt
Organism: Dibothriocephalus latus
Lineage: Eukaryota; Metazoa; Platyhelminthes; Cestoda; Diphyllobothriidea; Diphyllobothriidae
Source: the annotation of a GenBank genome assembly
GCAGAUGUUCUCGUGUGGUCUUACGCCGAGAAAAAAGAAAUUGCGAAGUUCAUCUUGCACAAAGUGAAAGUACAGGCCCUAGCCUUUUCACCUAAAGGGGAUUAUCUGGUGACGCUUGGGGGUCAAGACGAUGGAAGUGUCGUUCUCUGGUCGCUCACUCGAAAGACAUCUAUCUGCGGUAGCCCUGCCCAGCCAACCUGCGCCGGAAUCACUCGAUGUCUAGCUUUUGCCAAAUCAAGGGAAGAUAUGUUUUUCACCGGCGGCGAAAAUAAUGUGAGAAUAUGGAAAGCAGAAGUCGCAAGACGAAAGAUUAUUCCAACUGACUGCAAUCUUAACAAGUAUAAGCGAACUGUUACUUAUAUUGUACCCAACAAAACCGACGAUAAAAUAUUUUGUGGAACGCUCUCUGGUGACGUCUUAGUUGUCAAUGUGGAGUCUGCGAUAUUACAGUUAGUAGCUCCUGAAAAAGACAAGUUCAGUCUUGGAAUAAGUUCAAUUUAUCUGGUCGAUGAAAGUUCAAUCAUUUUCGGAGCUGGAGAUGGAACGGUUCAACUUUUCAAUAUUUCCUACAAAACUAUGAAAGGAAACUGUGUUAUGUCCCUACAUCGGUCCGAACACACGCAAAAAGUUAUGGGUGCAGUAACAAGCAUCUCCUUGCGUGGCGAAGGUCAUCAGUUUUUCGUAGCAACGGACAAAAGUCAUGUGUACCGCUUCAACUUUUCUGAUUUCUCCCACGAGCUCGUGAAAACCUGCCACAGUUCGGCCGUUAACGAUGUCAAAUUUGCAAACAACUGCGCCGAUUUGUUUGUGACCUGCUCCUUUGAGGAUAUACGUGUAUUCAACACGCCCACACAACAGGAACUUCUGCGUAUCAAUAUUCCCAACAUGGUCUGCUAUACAAUUGAUAUAAUGAAGGAUGGCACAUCCAUCGUUUCCGGUUGGGAUGACAGCAAAAUUCGAGCAUUCGCACCUGAAAGUGGUCGUCUAAUGUACACAGUACAGGACGCACAUAAAAAGGAAAGCAUCAACCCCCAGUUUGCCAAGAGUCUCAAAAAUCCUUAUUCAAGAAAUCGUCGAGAGGUGGCCUAUGAACCCAACUCUGUGAUCACCACUACCCUGGAGGCUAACAUGAAGGAGCACGCCAAUGCUGUCUCCUGCGUUCAAAUAAACAAGGACGACACCAAAUGUGCCUCUUCCUCCGCUGAUGGAACCUGCAUUAUUUGGGACCUGAUAGAGUACAAGCGACUUCAAAUAAUUUUCGCCAACACACUAUUCCGCGUCAUCUGUUUCCAUCCAAGCGAAGUUCAAGUUCUCACCGCAGGCACUGAUCGGAAGAUUGGAUAUUGUGAGCUCUAUGAUGGCUCCCUCAUCAGAGAACUGGACGCUUCACGUUCUGGCUCCAUCAAUGGCAUGGACAUCACCAGUGAUGGCAAUGUCUUCGUCACUGGCGGCGAUGAUGAAAUUGUGAAGGUUUGGCGCUACAGUGAGGGCGACGUGACGCAUGUGGGUCUCGGGCACUCAUCGCCAAUCACUCGACUACGCAUAUCACCGGAUCAGAAGUUGGUGAUCACUGUCAGUGAGGACGGCGGCAUCUUCAUCUGGAAGAUGCCACCUCGUUAA